UGCGGUGGAGCAGGUGGGCGGGCGUGCAAGAGUGGUUCCAUGCUGGCCUCGCUGACCACACCGCGCCCUACCGUGUCGGAUGCGGUAAGUCGUCAUGGCCGUUGACGUGUAGCUGUGGGCAGCGGGCGUCGUGUCUCGCGACCAUAGCAGGAGAGCAGCAGCAGAUAUAAAACAGCACGCGCUGAGAGAGGCAGAUGAGAAGGAGAGCGGAGAGCUGAGAGCUGAGAGCUGAGCAUCCCGCAUCCGAUCCAGCUCCCGCCUCGGUCCGGGGCCUGAACCAAGUACACGACGACUACCAGCAACGAAUAGCGCUGCCGCCAUGCAUCACGAAAUCGUCGCCCUCGAGAAGCAGCUUCAGCCGCUCCCCAUUGACGGCUUUGGCCUGCCCGCGGGCACCACAUACACGCUCACCGUCUACGAAUCCACGCCCUCGCGCGAGCUGCUCCACGCGCGCAUCCGCCAUGCCACGAUUGUGAUUGUGACGACGGUCAGACUCGACGCCGAAACACUGCACCCCACCGUGACGCCCCAUCUGCGCUACAUAGCCGUCUCCGCCACAGGCACCGACCCCGUCGACCUCGACGCCUGCCGGGCCCGCCGCAUUCGCGUAACAAACUGCCCAGGCGCCAAUCUGGACGCCGUCUCGGAACAUGCCCUGGGCGUCUACUUUGCCGCCAGGAGACGCACCGUCUUGCUCGACCGCGUAACGCGUGCCCAGCCGAGCGAGUGGAGGGACAAGGGCAGUGUCAUUCACUGCAUGCGUCUUCCCGACGGCACGCCCCCCGUCACGUGCUCCGACGAGGUCAUGGGAAUCAUCGGCUACGGUGGCCUGGGCAAGAGAAUAGCAGCAUUGGGUCGCGCACUGGGCAUGCGCGUGCUCGUGGCUAGUCGCAAGCCGCCAGCCAUGCCCGUCUCCAGUGGCUUUGUCCCCACGCCCAGCACGUCCGAUGAUGGGCGCAUUCCUUUUGACGAGGUGCUCCGCCAGUCCACCGUGCUUGUGCUGUCGCUGCCGCGAAAUCCUGACACGCUCAACCUCAUCUCCACACCAGAGCUGGCCCACAUGAACCCAUACACUGUCAUCAUAAACAUCGCGCGGGGCGGCAUUGUACAUGAAGCCGCUGUUGUGCAGGCCCUGCGGGAGAGGCGCAUAUCGGGCUAUGCUACCGACGUCUUCCAAGUGGAGCCUGCUGGUGGGCCCCAAGAUAGUCCGUUGCUCGAGGAAGAUACAAAGGGCCUCAACAUCACCAUGAGCCCGCACGUCGCCUGGUUCGCGCAAAGAACGAUCAAAAACCUGGGAGAUAUUCUGAAGGCGACGGUGCAAGGGUGGGUCAGCGGCCAGGAAAUCAACGUCAUCGUGUAGCUCCAUGCAGACCUGGUGGCGAGUCGAAGCUGUCGAGUAACGCCUGUGAUAGCCACCUUUCGGGAAUGGCGGCUUUUGGAAAAGUUGUGUCUCCGAUACGGCGGUCCGGCAGUGUUGCGGAAGCGUUGCUCGAUGAGAGUGGGUAUAAAGAGGGCCCCUAUCUCGGUCUAUAGCUCGGAAAUAUUAAGUACACUGCUUGCA
Molecule: messenger RNA, 1561 nt
Organism: Exserohilum turcica Et28A
Lineage: Eukaryota; Fungi; Ascomycota; Dothideomycetes; Pleosporales; Pleosporaceae
Exons: 2
Coding region: 320-1360 (346 amino acids)
Molecular function (GO): oxidoreductase activity, acting on the CH-OH group of donors, NAD or NADP as acceptor; NAD binding
Source: RefSeq, a predicted model, not a curated record